Messenger RNA from Malassezia japonica, 525 nucleotides. It is a transcript of the gene YAH1, whose product is annotated as mitochondrial matrix iron-sulfur protein. Lineage: Eukaryota; Fungi; Basidiomycota; Malasseziomycetes; Malasseziales; Malasseziaceae. Gene Ontology annotation, biological process: positive regulation of oxidoreductase activity; P450-containing electron transport chain. The coding region runs from base 1 to 525 and encodes 174 amino acids. Gene Ontology annotation, molecular function: 2 iron, 2 sulfur cluster binding. The record is from RefSeq and is a predicted model, not a curated record. Gene Ontology annotation, cellular component: mitochondrion. The transcript has 3 exons.
AUGGCGAGUGUGGCACAGGUCCUGCGACGCAAUCUUGCGGUGGCGCCGCGCAUGGCACUGCGCGCGCCUGCGGUGUGCCGUGCCUCCCCCGCGGCACCGCUUGCGACCCGGUUUCUGCAUACAACACGGCCUUCCUUGCACGAAGGCAUUACGCGCCCCGAGCCAGGGACAGGGAUCAAGAUCAACUUUAAGGACUCGAAUGGGAACCCCAUCAAGACCGUCGAGGCGAACGAGGGCGACGACCUGCUGAGCAUUGCGCACGAGUACGACAUCGACCUCGAAGGCGCCUGCGAGGGCUCGAUUGCCUGCUCGACGUGCCACGUCAUCCUCGACGAGGACGCAUACUACCAUCUCGAGGAGCCCGGUGAUGACGAAAACGACAUGCUCGACCUCGCCUUUGGCCUCACCGACACGUCGCGCCUCGGCUGCCAGGUCAAGGUCGAAAAGGCGCUCGACGGCCUCAACGUACAGCUCCCCGCAGCGACGCGCAACAUGUACGUGGACGGCGCCAAGCCGGGUCAUUAG